This is a messenger RNA of Durusdinium trenchii, 1587 nucleotides long. NCBI's taxonomy places the organism in Eukaryota, Dinophyceae, Suessiales, Symbiodiniaceae. The record is from the annotation of a GenBank genome assembly.
AGGAUUCUUGAGUCUGUCAGAAGGUUUGACAUGUUUUGACCUUGCUCCGCCAAAGUCGCGGAGAAAGGGAUCACGAAGAUGUUUUCCCACCUUUUCCGUCGUUUGCCUCGCCACUCCACGCUGUCUUGGGCGGGCGCAGCAGGGGCAGCUGCCGGGGCAGCGGGCACUGCCGGUGCUGUGGGAGUCAUGGUGGGCAACUUCAGACGCAUGGGGCGCUGUGAGGAGGACGUGACAUUUCUCUUGCAGCGCGUGGUGGAGCGACAGGGCCCUGGCAUCGCCCAAGAGUUUGAAGCUGGACGCGCUGUGCUGCAGCAGGUGAAUCAGGUGCUGUCCUCACACUUUGGACAUCUGAAGCUAAGUGCAAUCGAUCCAGUAGCAGUCUUCUUCAAAGUCCUCGAGCAGCAGGAACUUCGAACGCUUCAGUGGAAGAAGGAGCAAGCUUCUGCGACCAUUCCGGGCUUGCAUGAUUUGGAGGGCGAUGUCCUGCUCUUCAAUGAUUUAUUGAAGUACGCCAGAUUGGCAGAUGUUGCCUAUGCUCCGGACGAGGACUUCAUGAGCCAACAACUCGAAGGGGAGUGGAAGUUCUUGACUGGCAGUUCCACUGCCAGGCCGCAACGCCCUGCACAUUUUCUUGCGAUACAAGGGAACAAGGUGGUGCUCGCAAUUCGGGGCACCCAAACCAUUGCUGACUGCCUCACUGACUGUUUGUGCGAUGGGGAGGUAUUUCAUGAUGGCUUUGCUCAUCGAGGUGCCACUGAGGCAUCUCAGUGGCUUUGUCAAGAGUAUGGCCCUGCCUUGAAGUUCUUGGAGGCGAAAGGCUACGAAGUGGUCGUUGUUGGUCACUCGCUUGGAGCUGCUGUGGCUGCGGCAUGCUGUGUGCAGCUGCGGAAGUCAGGGCUUGUUCCAAGUGCUCGCUGUGUUUGCUUCGCUCCACCUGCCACGGUUGAUCCAACCUUGGCCAAGGAGGCUGCAGGCUACAUCACCAGCGUGGUGCACGAUGAUGAUGUCAUCCCACGCCUGCAGAUCAUGUCUAUUUUGCGACUCUACCAAGAAAUUCUCUCCCACAACUGGUUGAGCGGUGCCAAGGAGAUGGUGGGAUGGAUUCGAGAAGACCCACAGCAGAGUUGGAUAUUAGACAUUGGUGAUCAAGCCUUUGGCUUGUUGGAGACACGACUGGAAUCUCAUUGGAAGGAACAAUCUGCCAGGUUUCGAGAGGAGUUGAAACAGUUUGAGGCACAGAGUAAAGAAAUCCAACCGCUCAGCAUUCCCGGCUUCAUAGUGCACCUUUAUAGAUGCCCUGCCGGCUAUGGGGUGAUCAAAGCACCACCCGAAAGCUUUUCGAGAAUAGAGCUGUCUUCCAGCAUGGUGGCUGAUCACUUUCUAGAUGCUUAUAUAGAGUCCCUUCAGAGUGUAUUGCAGGCGGCAGAAGCAUCUCACAGAGAGAAGCUUCAGGCGCUUCAGCGCCUUUUGCCUGAGGGACCUGAAGCUGCUGAGGCGUUUCAGCAGUUUGCUGAAAUCUCAAAAUCAGUUCACGAGCUGGUCUUGAAGGCCAGAUCUACUCUGCAGGCUAGACCUGACACGAGCUAG